AGGAAUAAAAAAAAUUUUUAAAAAGUGCUUAACUGAAUAUAUAAUUUAAUUAAAAAUUUUAAAUAUAAAAUGCUUAUCGGUUCACAUCCCUAUCUGUGUAACGGUGCAGGUGUUAUAACGUCACUUCCCGUAGCCAAUGGUAGCAGUCAAAAUGUUUUGCCUGCCACCACUACCGCAGUAACAACACCAACAGCAAAUAACAAAAAUGCCGCCGGCUCCGCCACUGAUUUCUCUAUAGCCGCAAUUAUGGCACGGGAAGAUGCUUCUAGCCGCGAAUCUUCAUUACGUAGCGCAAGCCCCAUUUCCAUUGAGGAUGAAGUUGAUGUCGAUGUAGUUGAUUGCAGCGACUCAGAAGAGCCUCCAAGCAAGACGAGACGUACAAAUGUCACCAGCAAUUGCUUGACAAGUACGACUCCUACUCAACUAAAUAAUACUCGGAAAAGCAGUAAUAGUAGUGCCGGUCGCACAACACCGCCACGAUCACCCAGCAGCGAUACGGAAGGUGAACGCUUAUCACCGGAACCCGCUCCGAAAGCACCGAAAAUUGUAGGCUCCUGCAAUUGUGAUGACCUGAAACCCGUACAAUGCCAUUUAGAGACAAAAGAGUUAUGGGAUCGUUUUCAUGAGCUAGGAACAGAAAUGAUUAUCACCAAGACUGGAAGACGCAUGUUCCCCACAGUGCGUGUUAGUUUUUCAGGGCCGCUACGACAAAUACAACCUGCCGAUCGUUAUGCUGUGCUACUCGAUAUCAUACCAAUGGAUUCGAAACGUUAUCGUUAUGCUUAUCAUAGAUCAGCUUGGCUUGUGGCCGGCAAAGCUGAUCCGGCGCCGCCUGCCCGUCUCUAUGCCCAUCCGGAUAGCCCGUUCAGCUGUGAAGCUUUGCGCAAACAAGUCAUUUCAUUCGAAAAAGUGAAGUUGACUAAUAAUGAAAUGGAUAAAAACGGACAGAUUGUUUUAAACUCAAUGCAUCGCUAUCAACCUCGCAUACACUUGGUAAGACUUAGUCAUGGUCAGAGUAUACCCGCCAAUCCGAGAGAAUUGCAAGAAUUGGAUCACAAAACGUAUGUGUUUUCCGAAACAGUAUUUACCGCAGUGACCGCCUAUCAAAAUCAGCUGAUAACUAAACUGAAAAUCGAUUCAAAUCCAUUUGCCAAAGGUUUCCGCGAUUCGUCACGUUUAACCGAUUUCGAUCGUGAUCCUAUGGAAGCUUUAUUGCUGGAGCAACAGUUGCGUUCGCCAUUGCGUCUGUUUCCCGAUCCAUUAAUGCAACAAUUUGCCGCUCAACAGGCAAGCGAUCCUACCUCGAUGGCACUAUUUGAAAAGGCGCGACAGCACUUGCAAAUGUUUGGCGGAAAUUCACCGUACGCUCAACUUAUGAUACCACAAAUGUAUGCCCAGCAGCCACCACCACCUACCGGUCUCGGCGCCUUUCAUAUGGCAUUUCAACAGCAAUGGCCUCAGCUAACAGCCGGCUUCUUGGCAAGUGCUAAUCAGCAAGCGGCUGCUGCUCAAGCAGCUGCGUUAGCUCAGGCCCAAGCGGCCCAAGCCAAUCGUACACCACCACCACCUCCUACCGUCUCAACGCCAUCGUCCACUUCUUCCGGUUCACCCUCACCUGAUAUGAGAUCACGCCAAUAUCAACGUUUUAGUCCGUAUCAAGUUACUACACAGCAACAACAACAACAACAAGCACAACCAACAUCACACAGCGCGCAACAGCAACAGCAACAGCAACAGCAACGACAACAACAAAUAUCUCCUGCGCCCAGAAGUCCAAGCAAUAAUUGAAAAAAUGUUACUUAAAAGUCUAAGGAAUCCUCACAUUUAAACCCCAACAACCUUACUCAUGUCUCGGGGCCACACCUUGCCAAAACCAGUAUUAGAAAAAUUAUAAGUAUUUUACACAACAGCAACAAAAAAUAAAAUAAAAAAACAAAAUAAAAUAACAAACUAAAUUAACUUAAAUUACAAAGCUAUACGUUAGAGAUUUCAUUGUGUUAAGUGUUUUUGUAAAAAUUGUCUAUGAAGCGAAAAAAAUGUUAUUGGUUUUAAAAUCGCAUGCGAUUUCUUUAACAUCGUAGAGCAUAUCUGCAGUGUUUAGAGUUUUUUUAUGUUUUACUUUUAGUUGCUAUAAAACUUUUAUUGUUUUUUCUUUUCUUGUUUUUGAAUUUUUUUUUUGUUUUCGAAAUUUGGUUAAUAAUAGCUUUCGUCUAUUGUACAAAUUAUGUGUUAUUAGGUUUGUGAUACUCACCAGCAAUACGGAAUGGCUCGUGGAUACCGUACAGUACACGUAUGUGUUUGUAUACGAGAUCAACAACAGUGAAUGACUGUACGUGCAUGGGAGAGCAAGUUAAACUUUGUAAUUGGGUAGGAGGGUAGGUUCGUCGGUCCGUCCGUUCGCUACGUAUGUGCAAUACUUUGAAGAUUUCAAGGAUUAUAAGUUAAAAGAAAGGGAGAUGAUUCCAAUAACCUCUCUUCUCGCACUAUUCACUUGUUUAUCUGUCAAUUUUACCAUCUUUCUGUAAAUGGAAAUUCCGUCCCAUCAAUUUCAUCAUAAGCUCGGAGGAUUGCAUGCUCUUAUGUAUGUGUGGCAACGCAACAGCCUAAGACUCCGCAUUAGUUGUCUUGGUCUGCUUAUCCGUAAACUGAGUGCUCAUCCCUCCUUCCGUCCGUCCAUCUAUCUCUUUAUCUGGAAUUGUACGAAAUCAAUUAAAACAUAACCUCACAAUUGUGAUAAUUUCGAAAGCUUUUAACUUCUCGUUUACUAAUCUUAGUUUAAAAAUCGUUUUAAAAAUGAAGCAAAUCUUACGACUGUGACUGAAGAAGAAAGAGUUGACACUGUCAAAAAUUUGCAUAAUGUGGUGGGUUUCACUUGAUUCGCUUCAACGCGAAGUUAAAAUCUUAAUUGUUUUCUUUUUAAAUUGAAAUUGUUAAAUAAAAAAAAAAAAAAUUUAUUAUAUAAAAAAGUUUGUACAU
Glossina fuscipes is the source of this 2976-nucleotide messenger RNA. Its product is annotated as T-box protein H15-like. The transcript is spliced from 4 exons. Gene Ontology annotation, molecular function: DNA-binding transcription factor activity, RNA polymerase II-specific; RNA polymerase II cis-regulatory region sequence-specific DNA binding. NCBI's taxonomy places the organism in Eukaryota, Metazoa, Arthropoda, Insecta, Diptera, Glossinidae. Gene Ontology annotation, biological process: positive regulation of DNA-templated transcription; regulation of transcription by RNA polymerase II; cell fate specification. The coding region runs from base 70 to 1788 and encodes 572 amino acids. Gene Ontology annotation, cellular component: nucleus. The record is from RefSeq and is a predicted model, not a curated record.